GGACGAAGAAGUAAUUUGAAAGAGCGGGCAAUGAAGAAAGGAAUUUUUUGUAUCCAUACUUUCCUGAUAAUUUUAUUUAGUCUGGUCCUCAUCACAGGUACGUAUACAAUACCAUUAUUCAAGGAGACCAAAAAAAAAAAUCAUUGCAAGAGGAUAUUGUAUAAAUACUAAACUACUUUUUGGCAUAUAUAGUGUCCUGGAAGAUGAACUUCAACCGUGAUUGUUGAUUUUGCGAAAAGUGAUCUUAGUUAUGAAAUGUCGGAUCUAAGUGAGGAAAUGAUCGCCAAUAAUAUUUAAGGUCAGAAAUAGCCAACAUUAAAUUCGCUUAGAGUUAUCUAAAGAUAGUAUAAAGAAUUAUGUUUUAGCCUUAAAUGUAGAGACUCGAAGAUAUUUCGAGCUAAAUUGAAAUCUCGACCAAUAACCAAGGGGACGAAAACGGAGACAGCAAACGCCUGUAGAACUCAGUGUAUGUAACAACAUAAGACAGACGAACCUACCCAGUAUCAAAACGUAAUUGAAAUGGUUUGAUGCCGAUAUAUUUCUAUUCGCAGUCAAGACACGCCCUCUUCCACACCGUCGAUACGGUUUUCCUUAUUUCAUCCCAGUGCCGUUGGCCCUUCCGGGUGGAAGAGGUGUGAACUAUUUGUCACAUGAAACAGAGUCUUUCGGUGAAGACUUGAGUUCUCGGAUAAGUGAGCAAAGUCGUGAUGUUGUCAAUUUAGGAGAUGAUAUACAACACACCACAGAUGAACAAAGUGAAUUGGUUGAGGACAUCGGUAGAGAGGUGGACUCAGACGACUCCAUGCCAUUUCCAGCAAAUCACCUGGAGGAAGAUUUUCCAGAUGGAGACGAUGAUGAGGAGAAUGGCCGAAAAAUCGUCUAACCUGCCAUAUUGUAUCUCCUUAUACAAAACAAUUAUUCACCUCAGUGUCGGUGGCUGGUGUAUUUUAACGAGCCGCGAAGCGGCAAGGUAAAUUUCCAACACUAGGCACCUGCACUUCGGUGAAUAAUUGUCUUAGUAUAUACUAAAACAGUGAGAUAA
Molecule: messenger RNA, 1042 nt
Organism: Porites lobata
Lineage: Eukaryota; Metazoa; Cnidaria; Anthozoa; Scleractinia; Poritidae
Source: the annotation of a GenBank genome assembly